AUGGCGUCCUGCUCUAACGAUGUCCAUCACAUGAUGGACGAAAGCUCAGCAAUGUUUCGUCGGGAUGGCAGGGCGGUGCUCCGAGGACCGCUUCACAUAACUCUACAUUUACAGCUCCAAGGCAAGCCCCAUACAGCUUCCGGUGAGGACAACUUAUGGAUCCCCUCCACUAGCCUCUUCAAACGAAAUGGAUUGUUCUCCAACAUUAUUCCCAUUUAA
Protopolystoma xenopodis is the source of this 219-nucleotide messenger RNA. Lineage: Eukaryota; Metazoa; Platyhelminthes; Monogenea; Polystomatidea; Polystomatidae. The record is from the annotation of a GenBank genome assembly.